Messenger RNA from Sitodiplosis mosellana (orange wheat blossom midge), 5814 nucleotides. RefSeq lists its product as uncharacterized. Lineage: Eukaryota; Metazoa; Arthropoda; Insecta; Diptera; Cecidomyiidae. The annotation marks the transcript as partial. Gene Ontology annotation, biological process: DNA integration. Gene Ontology annotation, molecular function: nucleic acid binding. The transcript is spliced from 2 exons. The record is from RefSeq and is a predicted model, not a curated record.
CGCCGAGAACAACUACAAAUAACGGCUGAAGUAGAUAACGAUGUACUCAUCAUUGAUGAAAAGGUUGAGCUGCCCAAUAACAAUCAACGCGGUCACCUUCUUCGACAAUCAACAUUGAAACCGUCACCAAGUGAACAACCAUCACUUCCAAAACCAGAUAACAUUCCGGCAAAUAGCAUUGAUACCGUAAAACGAGUGGUUCGGAUCAUAGCUAAUACCCCGACAAAAGAAUCACCAAAGAAAGUGAGCAUUGGUAUUCAGGUGGGCCCACCAUUCAAACGACAACCACCGCCAGUUGUCGUACCGUCAGAAGAGCCACCGUUGCGGUCGUAUUGGACUCACAAGGUAAACCUACCGUAUCCACCAGCACAGGCACCUGUCCAUCAGCCGCAGUUGAUUCAACAACCCAUUCAUUUUCAUCAUCAACCAACUCACUUUCAACCACCAGUUCACUACCAUCAACCGGAACACUAUUAUCAAGAGCAACCACCAAUUCAGUAUCCAUAUCCACCCAUUGUGCAAUACCAAGUGCAGCCACAGUUGCCGCGGCUCACUCAUGAUAUUGAAGCUCAGCUGAAAAUAAUCGAUACUUUUCAAAUCACAACAACCGCAGUGGUAUUGCUCAGUCGAAAAGAGGCACUUGAAGAGUUAUGGUCGGAUUUCCGCAAUAACACUUCGGAAUUGGAAAAUUCACGUGACUGGGUCGGCACAAAUGAGCAUAUCGAAGAAACAACAAAAGUACGUGAAUUGUACAUCAGAGGUUUGGCCAAACUCACUGAAUUAUUGCCAGGCGAUGCAAAUGCUCUUCAUGAGUCGAUGACCAUGUUUCAACGCCGGCAAAGUACCGCUGAUAUGUCACACAGUUACUCUGAUGAUACUAAUACAGGUACAAAUCAAGACCACAAUCAUAUGAACAUGAAUGAAGGCUUUAAUAAUCCAAGAAUGAUCAGACUACAGCCAUCAUUUAAACUGCCACCAGUUCAAAUCAAACCAUUUUCUGGCAACGAAUUGGAAUGGCCCGAGUUUAAAGCGACCUGUGAAAAUACAUUAACGCAUAUAGCCGAUGGAACAUGCCGAUUUCAUUACUUGAAAGGCUAUUUGCAGGGUGAAGCAUUUAAAAAAAUUAGACAUUUACCAAUGGUGACUGGCAGCUAUGAUCGUGCAUGGACAAUACUAAACAAAGUAUAUGAUAAAGAACGCACAAUAAUUAAUGCCAACUUAAAGCGUUUAUUCGAUUUGGAACCAGUGACGAAAGAGUCAUUUGAAGCACUGACAAAAAUGCUUGAUGUACUAAAUGAAUGCAUCGCCACCGUCAACAGUUACGGAAUUGAGACAACAACUUGGGAUGCAAUAUUGAUUUUUCGCCUGGAUGAAAGUAGCAUCCAAUAUUGGGAAGAGCGAAUUCAAGGCAGCAAUACAGUACCGAAAUUGUCUGAAUUCAUUGAGUUUUUGGAAAUUCGAAUUAACGUGUUGAAAACAAUUGCUAAUACACGAAUGCCAGCCUGUACCAAUACUUCAGCUACGUCUCGCAAACCCAAGGUAUUAGUUACUGCAACGAACACGAAAAAGUGUACAAUUUGUAAAAAAAUCAACGAACAUUUUGCGUUCCAAUGUCCUCAGUUGACCGAAAUUCCUGCCGAAAAUCGCAUAACAUUUAUCUCAGAUAAAGGCCUUUGCAUAAAUUGCCUUUAUACACAUCCAGUUGAGAAGUGCACAUCAAAAUACUCAUGCCGAGAAUGUUCAAUGCGCCAUAACACAGCAUUACAUCCACCUGCACGAAUCCAUAAUAUAAUGACUCUUGAAGAGGGCAUUCAACUUGAACCAGAAGAAGUUCAAGCAAUGGAAAUGCAAAACGAGGUGAUUUUACACAUUGACGGAGAAAAUCGAUCAAAAAAUGUUACGUUGGCAACAGCCAUAGUUAAAAUUAUAAACGGAAAUCGACAGAUUCUCGCCCGCGCAUUGAUAGAUCAAGCAGCUACCGCAAAUGUAAUAACAAAGCGGUUGUGCGAGGCUUUGAAUUUGACAGAACAAAACAUCACAUUGCCGAUUCUCAGCUUGUGUGAUACUGUGGCAUAUAAAGUCAAAAGGAAAACGGUUGUGCAUAUACAAUCUGUUUCUAACAAAGAAUACAGUUUGAAAUUUCCUGCUUUAGUUGUGCCACACAUAACAACAGUAUCAACUACACCAAACAACGAUGAAUUACUGCAUCUCAACGGCUUGGAACUCGCCGAUCCAGAAUGGAUGAAGGGAGGGCGAAUAGAUAUUUUGCUAAGCUCGGCUAUUCAUUCCGAAAUCAUAAUGGAUGGUCUGAUUAAAGGCUCACCUGGCCAGCCGAUCGCCCAGAAAACCGAAUUGGGUUGGAUUGUAUCAGGUGGUGAUGGUGGCCAACAGUUAACCGCCUCAGUUUUUACCUUAAAAGUUUCAAAUGAAGAUCUAUCACGUGAUUUAAAACGCUUCUGGGAAAGCGAAGAAAUACCAAAAAACAAGCAUUUCACACCAGAAGAACAGUUAGCCGAAGAUAUCUACGUGAAAACAACAAAGCGAUGCGAUGAUGGUCGAUUUAUGGUAAAAUUGCCAUUUAAAACUGACAAACCAGAUUUAGGUGAGUCACGUUUUAUCGCACAAAAACGCUACAUGUAUAUGACCACUCGAUUUUUAUCCAAUCCUGCACUCAAAACCAUAUACGAUAAAAGCAUUCACGAAUAUUUGGAGCUAAAUCAUAUGGAACUCGCUGAAACAAUGGCAUCGCCUCACAACUACCUACCCCACCACCCUGUGUUUAAAGAUUCAAGUACAACAACCAAAGUAAGAGCAGUUUAUGACGCCAGUUGCAAGACGAGCAACGGUAACUCACUAAACAGCCAGCUUUUGGUAGGUUCCACCCUGCAGAGUGAUUUGUUCUCAAUAUUGAUCCAUUGGCGCAAGAACAAGUAUGCUAUCACAGGAGACAUCGAAAAGAUGUACAGGCAGAUUUGGAUUGACCCAGAGCAUUCGGACUACCAACGAAUCUUAUGGCAAGCACCAGGCACGUCAGAAAUCAAAAGUUAUCGGCUAAAAACCGUAACUUUUGGGGUGGCAAGUGCACCGUAUCUCGCAAUUAGAACACUUUUUUUAAUUGCCGAUGAUAUUGACGAAAGUAAUCCCAAGUUGGCAGCCAAAAUCAGAUUUCAGUUUUAUGUAGAUGACUUUUUCGAUUCCGUUGAUACAAUCGAUGAAGCUAAACAAGUAAUUAAAAUGAUGUCGGAAACAUUGGGGAAAUACGGAUUUUUGCUUCGAAAAUGGAAAGCCAAUGAUAGCACAAUUCUUGAUGAAUUAGCCACGAGUGAAAAAGAUAGCUCUCCAUCAAACGUAUUUAAAACAUUAGGCAUUCAAUGGCAACCGAGCUCUGAUAAUUUCUUGUUUAUACCAGCCGAAUUAAAAAAAGUAAAGAAAUGGACAAAAAGAACAAUUCUCUCAGAAAUUGCAAAAUUAUUCGAUCCACUCGGUUGGUUGUCUCCAUGUGUUGUUACAGCAAAAAUGUUUAUGCAAGAUUUAUGGUUACUCCAAGUUGGAUGGGAUGACGAGUUGCCAUCAGAAACAAUCAUAAAAUGGACCAACAUUCGACAACAGUUUUUUUCACCAUGCACCGUCAAAGUACCAAGAUGGAUCGGCUUGAAAACCGAUAUAAAAGGUGUCUCCCUCCAUGGAUUUUGUGAUGCGUCAGAAAAAGGCAUGUCAAGCGUUACGUUCAUACGAGUGCAAGACCAAAAUGAUAAGGUUUCAUGUCAAUUGAUUGCAGCAAAAACGAAAAUUGCGCCAUUAAAAAAGCUAUCCAUUCCACGGUUAGAGUUAAAUGCAGCCGUAUUACUCGCAAAACUGAUGGAAAAGGUGAAAGGUGCACUGAAAAUACCGAAUUUACGUCAGCAAGCGUGGAGCGACUCGGAGAUCGUUCUCCAUUGGAUCGCCAAUCAUCCAAGUCGGUGGAAAACUUACGUCGCUGGUAGAGUAGUCGAGAUACAAGAUCUACUACCAUCACAUAAUUGGAGACACAUUCCAACAGCUCAAAAUCCAGCCGAUUGUGCGUCACGUGGGUUAACACAGAAUGAAUUAGAAAAAUUUGAUUUGUGGUGGUAUGGUCCCAAGUUUCUGUUGAAAAAUGAGCAAGAAUGGCCAAAAACCAACUUGAAAGGGAGCUCUUUAUCAAAACUAAACUUGGAAGAACGAAAACAAGCAGUAAUUGCUGCAAUCAGUACCCCUGAAAUGAUCGAAUCGAAUAUAAUCACAGCAAGAUUUUCAAACUAUGAACGAAUGUUGCGAGUGAUCACCCGCUGUCUUAGAUGGAAACACAAGAAAAGUGAAAGAUCCGAUCCGAUUUCCAGUGAAGAAUUGAGACAAACGGAAGUCAAGUUAAUCAAACUCGUCCAGAAUGAUAUGUUUUCUACAGAAAUCACACCACUAGCAAAGGGUCAGGCAGUCGGAAUGAAAAGUUCAAUUGCCAAUUUGGAUCCAUAUCUUGAUAUCAACGGUGUAUUACGAGUCGGUGGACGCAUUCAAAAGUCAUCAUUACCUGACAAUGCAAAACAUCCCGUAAUUUUACCACCAAAACAUCAUUUCACGACACUAUUGAUUCGACAUGCACAUGAAAAAACAUUGCAUGGUGGAUUUGGAUUGACUGCACAAAAAUUGUACCACAAUUUUUGGAUUGUAAAUGCACGAACUGCGAUUAAGGCAGUAAUACACAAAUGUAUAACAUGUUUCCGUUUCAAGAAAAAACUGCUUGUACAGAAAAUGGGCGAAAUACCAGCAUACCGAUUAGAGGAAACUGUUCCCUUUACAUUCACUGGUGUAGAUUAUGCCGGGUACUUUGACAUAAAAUCAUCGCAACGCAAAAAUGCACCAUAUGUCAAAGGAUAUGUCGCGGUUUUCGUCUGUCUUACAACACGAGCUAUUCACCUUGAAAUCGUUAGUGAUUUGUCAACGGAAACAUUCAUGAAAGCAUUCAAACGAUUUAUCGGACGACGAGGAAUACCGAAACGAAUGUUUUCAGAUAACGCAACAAAUUUCAUCGGGGCAGUACGAGAGAUCCAGGAAAUGCUCGAUUUAGCUCUAUCACAAGUUGACAAUGAAUUAAAUAAAGAGUUAACCAAAAACCGAAUCGUCUGGUCAACAAUCCCAGCUCGCGCACCGCAUUUCGGCGGUUGGGAAAGUAGCGUCAAGCUUAUGAAGCAUCACCUUAAACGUGUUUUAGGCAAUGUGCGUCUUUGUUUCGAAGAUUUCAACACACUAAUAAUCGAAAUUGAAGCGAUUGUUAAUUCACGGCCCUUGUGGGCAAUUCCAACACAAGUCGAUGAUAUUGAGGCUUUGACACCUGGUCACUUUUUAGUUGGUAAAGCGUUGAACACAUUGCCAGAACCAGAGUUAGGACACAUUCCGUUGAACCGACUAAGUCACUAUCAGUAUUUGAAUCGGUUAAAAAGUGACUUUUGGCGAUUAUGGUCCAAGGAAUACAUCCAGACAUUGCAAACACGGAAAAAAUGGAUGAAUAACCAACCAAACGUACGAAUAGGUCAAAUUGUGCUCGUGUCUGAGGAUAACGAGCCAGUUACAUGUUGGUCUCUUGGCAAAAUCAUUCAAACACAUCCAGGGUCUGACGGGCUAGUAAGAGCCGUCGAUGUGCUUUGUCGUUCAAAAAGUUUAAGACGACCAAUUCACAAAUUAAGCUUAUUGCCCAUCGAAGAUAAUAACAAAGAAGACUCAACAGAUGCAGCACUCAACGUUCACUACAGUCAGGAAUCAUCACAGUCAACCUUUGAGCGGACCGCUCAAGGCGGGGGA